This is a messenger RNA of Fomitopsis serialis, 1488 nucleotides long. RefSeq lists its product as uncharacterized. The transcript has a single exon. The record is from RefSeq and is a predicted model, not a curated record. Bases 8 to 1324 code for a protein of 438 amino acids. NCBI's taxonomy places the organism in Eukaryota, Fungi, Basidiomycota, Agaricomycetes, Polyporales, Fomitopsidaceae.
UCGCAACAUGCAGAUGCUUUCAGACAUACCAAAUCCGCGAUGCAAAGCAUUGCAUUGGGUCUCUUGCAGGCAUCACAUUAUUGCUCAAAGCAGACAACUCCCUAUCUCCGGUGCAGAUCUCGAGACUCUCGUACUAGGAGGGAACCCGACGUGCGCAUGUCAUACCCAACCCCUGCCUUUGAGGUCGUCUCAGGACACUACCUUGUUUGAUGAUGAUACUCCCCGUCUACGCAGUGUGUCGUUGGUCGGCCUAACCUGGGUGCCGAUGAACCGUUUUUCGACCCUCACCCAACUCCUGAUAGGCCGUUGUGUCUGGCGCCACCCCGUCGCUUCUAUACUCGACCUGCUUCGGGACACCCCUCAUUUGGUGGACCUCGUACUCUCGAACAUGUUCCAAAGACCACCAGACGAACCUAACAUCCCUGAGGUGGCAGGAAAGGUCCGUUUGCGUAGUCUCCGACGGCUCGCGCUGCGCAACAUCGGAGACCGGAGUAUCGCUUUGAUACUUUCCAAGUUGGACAUGGCAUCGCAGUCCGUCACUGUCAUCGGCCAUUGGAUCCCCCGCCGCUCCUUUGGUAAUAUGGGGCGGGAAUUACCUGAAGGCCUCUCUAGGCUUACGUGUAUGCGACCCAUUGGCAUGCAUCUCAGAAUCUUGCCAGCCUCCCGAGAGGACCAGGUCCAUGGUCAAGGCCAUCUCACUCUGUCUAUUGCCGCCGUCAACGAGCACGCCGGCGUACUUCUCAAGGACAAAGUCGUCCGCCCGAAUCGUCUAAGAUACGACUUCCCUGCCAGUGUUUUCCAACUCUCGCAUCUGCACGAUUUAUGGUGCCUGGAUACGCGGCACUGUCCCAGGAAGGAUCCAUGGCCCUCACGACUGUGGUCUUCCUUAUUGCCGGAGUUGACAGCCAUGGAGAACCUCACGAUUUUUGAUUCCAGUCUUCCUCACAUCGUCCAAUCGCUCAAUACCCCUGAGUCCGUGCUCAUGCGAGGGUGGUCGUUAUGCCCUCGCUUGACGAGAAUCACCGUCCUCGUGUCGCGCAGGUACCUGCCAAUCAACGAGGUGAUGUCGAAGCUCGCCAUGAUACGAGAGCGGAUACGGUUCUCGCACAUCACCAUUGGAUAUCUCCCGGAUUACACGGGAACAAGGCUAUCUCGAAGCGAUCGAGACCGCCUUGACGAAUCUUAUGAGUACCUCGAUCUCGACGGGGUCCCUCCUGUGUCGCCUCCAUGGCCCGACCAGUCCCAACUCCCAGAUAUGCCCGCCGCAUAUUGGCCAUCGUUCGAGCGGUGGUCCAGUUGCAUGGCACCCGACGACUCCUACUGAUUUGGCCCAAUCAGGACGUACAUAGGCGAGAGCCGUCAGUCGCAGUUUGCUGUAAUCGGACACUCUGGCUCAACAUCAGCGUGCGCAGUAUAGUGCUCUCACAACCUAUGCGUUCACAAUUCUAUCAUUGGUGGGUAUGGUGGGUAUCCGUUGAUACAAGACAA